Molecule: messenger RNA, 2964 nt
Organism: Podospora anserina S mat+
Lineage: Eukaryota; Fungi; Ascomycota; Sordariomycetes; Sordariales; Podosporaceae
Exons: 2
Source: RefSeq, a predicted model, not a curated record
ACCAAAUUCGAACUCAAAGCCAGGAGUCGAGCCAAAGGGUCGAAGAGUUCGUUCCCGAAACGGCGCAAAAAGAGAGGACUCUGGUUUCCAACAGCGAACACCACAAAACCCCCUGUCAGUGAUACCCGCUUGGCCAGAGCCGCAAGUUCCGGUUCUGUUCCGCCGCGCAGUUCUACCUUCCCCACUACUCAAUCUCUCCCUCAACGAUCAGAAACUGAAACAUUACGACCAGUCUCCAACAACAUUCGAAUCAAAAUGGGGCCAACGCCGCCAUCUGGCAAGCAGUCCGACGCUGUCGCAGAUCUGAGAUCAGCCCUACCAGACUGGAUGCUGCAUCCAGAACCUGAACCAGAACCGCAGCCAGAGCCAGAGCCAGAGUUGGCAGUCCACCAGUCGCAUAACCCAGAGCCUUCAUUUCCAGUAUCGGAAGAGGCUCAGUCGCAACCUCCACCACCCCCACAACCUCAACAAUCUUCAUUUCCCGUUUCGGAAGAAGCCCAGUUGCAGCACACAGAGCCUGCAGUUCCAAUGUCCGACAUGACCCAUUUACAUCACCCGCAGCCGUCAAUCUUAUCCGAGGCCGGUCCAGGUCCAGGUCCUUCUCCCCCCAUUGCGGUACCAAUAUCAAGCCGGAGCCUUCCUCGGCGUGACGCAGUGGAAGAAUUGCGAGAAGCCAUCGGUCUUCACGAUGGCAGUUUAUUUGAGGCCCCACAAAGCCACUACCCUGAAGAAGCCCUCACGCUUUCUUCUACCGAGCUCCCUGUUAUCGGCAGCCAUCAUCAGCACAACACCGAGAUGGAGUAUGAGAAUUUACCAACGACAGUUGCUCCGUCGGAUCUAACGACCUCUGUGGAUCUCUCACACGGUGUAGGCGAAGGCCCAGCCAUGUCGAACCCUCUGUUCUCGGUUCACGAUGUACAACCACUGGGGACCGCCGAGGUGGAUUCCGAUCACGACGCGGCACACGACAUCGAUGAAAACUCUAUUGAGCUUCGACAAUUCGUGGUAACUCUACCCAUGGCGGCCAACACCCGGUCGCUCUAUGUCGAUGUUAUUGCUCAAAACCUGCAGGCGAUGACUGAGUUUGGCGAUGUCUACUGCGAACCAGGCUUGCAAGCUCCGGACGAUGCUCUGACGGCCAAGAUUGAUGCCUUUUUCAGGCGAUUGAACGACCUGGUUGACCUCCCAGCAUUCGACGACGACACAUUCCAUCAACUCAACUCUGAAGGCAUGCUGAAGCAUGCUAUCAAUUCCAACAGCAAGUUCUCCUUUGUCUAUGAGUUUCUCAAGACGCUGCGGUGGCUCAACGACCGCAUCUUAAUCGUGGCACGCCCAGGAAGGACCCUGAAAUACCUUGAGGAAAUCGUCGCACAAGAGGUUCCCUUGUCCCAGCUGAACAAGACGUAUGCAGUCUUGAGUACCGAGUCGCCGGAGCACGUCAGCGAGGCGGCCAGGGUGAUUGUGGCAGAAGCUGGCCAAGAUCUUUCCAAGAUUGGCGGGCAACUCGAUGUCGUCAUUCUCUUCGACCAUGAAGCCAGGCAGGUCGACCUGCCUCCCAAGCUCAGUUGCGAAUCGACAAUAUUCCUGUCCCUCGCCACCAUUUGCUCUUUGGAGCACAUUUUACUACAGCUCCGUGAAAUGCCUUCGUAUCCCGAUAUGUCACCUCUGGAGAUCAGCAAUGCGCUUUGCCAGGUGACCGCAUUGCUGGUCAGGCAUCUCAAGGACCCUGAAUACGCACCUCCACCUCAUGAGGUUGCCGCCGCAUUUGCCAGCUUUCUGGAAAACCCCGAGAACGAUAUUGAUUACGUGUCUCAACCCCUCCCAAUCAGCGUGGACGAGAUGUGGGAGUCACAACCCCAAACUCAAGCUGAUAAUGGCGAGUUGGGUCGUCGGAAGCGUCCCUUGGAUGAUGACCAAGACAUGAUGUCGAAGCGUCGAAAGACCACGCGAGCUUCGUCCUCGGUGCCCAUGUCUGAGCUGCUGAGAGACACUUUAGCGCGCCACCCUGUUAAUAACGAGCGGUCGGCAGAGAUGGCCGAAGUGCCGGUUGCCCAGUUGGAGGGUAUGGCGUACCAAAUAUUCAAGCUUGAGAACCGGGUUGACGAUCUCAGCACCGUGAACGCGAAGUUGCGUGCACAUACUGAUCCUCUAGAGAAGGAACUUGAGUCAUGGAGAGGCACCCUCAACACGCUUCACGUGAGAUAUACAGAAGCUCUCAACGACCGGUCCGACUUUGAGAAGGAAUGCAAGCAGGCCAACAAGGUCGCGGCAGCAGCCACGGAGAAGCUCGAGAAUGUCAAGGCCGAGGUCGCGUCGCUCAAGGAGCAUAACAAGGCGCUUGAAUUCAAGCUUGCCGAGGCCACACUGGCGAUGGAACAGUCAACCGUCCCCGACAUUGCCCGGUUUGCCCAGCUCGAGAAGGAACUCGCCGAAACCAAAGCCAGGGCAGAAAAGGCUGAGAAGAAGGCUGCUGCCUUGUCAAACGAAGCCGACUUUGUCCGUCAGAAUUACCAGAACGCCUCCAGUUAUCAACAGGAGCAGAACCACGAGAUGAAGAGGCUCAGGGAAGAGAUUGCAGUUCUCACUACGCGGGCCAACGAGAAUAUCGUCAAGAUUCAGCAGAUUCACGCAGCCAAUGAGCUGGCUUAUCAUCAGCGUCAACUUGCCGAACUACAGGACAUGGUCCGGGAUCGCGAAAGGGAGCUGGAUCUUUUGAGGACGGAGAAUCAACAGCUCAAGAGCGGCCGCAGGGAAACGAGGGGAGGAAGCACCCCGCGCAGCCCGCGGAUAGGCGCUAUGGGAGGGGUGAUGCCCAGCCCGAGACCUGGAAGAGGUGGUGCUGGCAGCAGGGGGACUAGUCCUGCCGCUGCGGCGAGUUCGGAUCCUGCCGUGCCUGGUAUGGCCUACGCGCCGGCUGGGGCGAAUGGGCGGCGGCAUCACCUUCGCGAACACCUUCGCGAUUAG